UCGUAUCCGUUGUGCGAAAUUUGCCCCACAUGCACAACGUAACAAAUUACUUGAUCGCAAAUUUGGCCGUAGCAGAUCUUUCAGUCACUGUGUUUGUUUUACCGUUACACUUACUCUCCGGCAAUCGUAUAAGCAUCGUCAAAAAUAUACCUUCGUGGGCCUGUAAGAUGAUUUCGUUUGUGUCAUGUUUGUCGUUGACCGCUUCGUGUUAUUUUUUGGUCGCCGUUUCUGUUGAACGCUUUCUGGUAAUCUGGUAUCCGCUAAAGCAUCAUCAUAUCGCCACUGGCCGAAUACGGUUUGUGAUCGCCGUCGUUUGGUCGGUGUCUGCCGUGCUCAGCGUCCCGCCUGCUCUGUUCGUGGGACCAGUGCCGGGAGUGGGCAACCUAUCCGAGUGUUCUGAAAAGUGGCCAGACUUUCUUCUGGAUAAGUAUUGGUUCGACUUUUCAAACCUGCUGUUGCUCCGGUACGUUUUUCCGUUUGGCGUAAUUUCGCUGUGUUACGCCAUGAUAUGGCUCAAGGUGUACCGGCGGACCAUACCGACGGAGAUCAUGGACGCUAAAUACGAGUUGCUGCUGCAAAAGAGCAAAGUCAGGGCCUUCAAACUACUUAUUUUGAUCAUACCGUUUGCCGUUUCUUGGCUGCCCCUGCAGAUUUUCUUUGUGAGAACAAAACCGUCCAGUUGGGAAAAGCAAAUGUUGCCCGUUGCCGUAUGGCUGGGCGUCAGCAACAGCUGCGUCAACCCAGUGCUGUACGCAAUGUUCAGCAAGACUUUCCGUCGAGAAUUCUUAGCCAUUGCGCGCACCUGCAAAUGUUGGGGCAAGCUCAAGCACGAACAACAACAAUUUGGAACCAGACAACGGAGCCAACAAAGCGUUUCCCUCCUCAACUCUACGCACUUACAUUCCCCGACAAGCCAGUCGGACGACGAACGCUCGUGUGGUCAACAAACAAAACGGCAAAUAGAUUUCUGA
Adelges cooleyi (spruce gall adelgid) is the source of this 971-nucleotide messenger RNA. RefSeq names its product neuropeptide SIFamide receptor-like. Gene Ontology annotation, biological process: G protein-coupled receptor signaling pathway. Gene Ontology annotation, cellular component: membrane. NCBI's taxonomy places the organism in Eukaryota, Metazoa, Arthropoda, Insecta, Hemiptera, Adelgidae. Gene Ontology annotation, molecular function: peptide binding; G protein-coupled receptor activity. The coding region runs from base 30 to 971 and encodes 313 amino acids. The record is from RefSeq and is a predicted model, not a curated record. The transcript is spliced from 3 exons.